GGCUUCGAUGGUGCCAUCAAUAAAAUUGACAAAUGCGGAGAAGAAAAAAAUUCCCCUUGAGCCGUGGGGCUGUCAAUUAGCUUCACCUCGGAAACAUAUUUCUGGAUGCCGCCCCAGAUGCUGUUUGGUCUUUCUUUUCUCGCACGGGUUUUCAAAAAGUUUCUUGUCAUUUGAGGACUCCUUUUCUUUUGGUCCUUGACACAUAUUUUCUAUUUUUGUGUCGCUCACGUCAUUUUUAUCUCCUCACGCACAUAUUUAUAACCGUCAAGAUGGUGCCUCAAACUUUGCCCAAAUAUAAAGCCGAUUUCCUGGCUAAGGCAAUCAGCGAGUCAGUCAUUCAGUUGGGAGAUUAUUCCUUAAAAUGCCAACGGCCGACACCAUAUUUCUUUAACGCCGGAUGUUUUCACCGUGCCGACCUCCUGCACAGCAUCAGUCGUGCGUAUGCACAAACCAUCAUAGACUUUGCAGAGCGUACAAAUUUCGAGUUUGAUGUGCUCUUUGGCCCCGCAUACAAGGGCGUUCCGCUUGCUACUGCCGUUGUGGCGCAGCUAGCUGUCAUGAAGCCUGAAAAAUAUGGGCGUAUCUCAUAUAGCUUCAAUCGCAAGGAGGCAAAAGGCCAUGGCGAAAAGGGAAUCAUUGUCGGUGCUCCCAUUGCAGGACAGCGGGUGCUAGUUAUCGACGAUGUAGUCGCCGCAGGCACGGCAAUGCGCGAAAGUAUCGACAUUAUUGCGAAACAGGGAGGCACUUUGGCGGGAAUUAUAGUUGCACUGGAUCGGAAAGAAAGGAUGGCCCUCGAUGUUCAAGAGGACAAAAAUGAGCCUCGACUCUCAAACCUCAGUGCCAUUGAGCAGCUUAAGCUCGAGACCGGCGUACCGAUUUUGUCCAUUCUCACCCUGGAUGAUGUUUAUCACGGCAUUCUCGGCGUCGCUACAGAACCUCAAAUCAAAGCAUUCGAGACUUAUCGAGAAAAGUAUCGGGCCGUUGGGACUGUGGGAGCUUAAUCACACAGAAAUUGUGCAAGCGAAGUAAGGAGAGCGCGCACUGCACUUUUGUCUUUGCUUGGAGACUUCACGGCGAUGGUGGAACAAGAUACCUAUACUGUAUAUAUUAUUUCAUGUACUGUUAGCUAUUUUCUGCUGCUCAGCAUUUUCUGGUUUCUUGGGUUUGAGUCAGAGCAAUGAACUCUGCACAUUUCUCAUCGUCGCGUACUUCUGCAUACUGGGUAUUUUCGAAUGAAGAAUUCUCGAGGGAACUCUUCGCGGCGUUCAUGAUGACCAUUACUUUAGCAUCCAAUCUUAUACUAGAUCAUAUAGACUAGAAUUGGACUUUUUCCUGCUGCGC
Molecule: messenger RNA, 1341 nt
Organism: Xylona heveae TC161
Lineage: Eukaryota; Fungi; Ascomycota; Xylonomycetes; Xylonales; Xylonaceae
Product: orotate phosphoribosyltransferase
Exons: 1
Coding region: 270-1001 (243 amino acids)
Biological process (GO): 'de novo' pyrimidine nucleobase biosynthetic process; pyrimidine ribonucleoside biosynthetic process; pyrimidine nucleotide biosynthetic process
Cellular component (GO): cytoplasm
Molecular function (GO): orotate phosphoribosyltransferase activity
Source: RefSeq, a predicted model, not a curated record